GGGCUGUGGAGAGGGCGACGGGAGCUUGUGACCUUCCGGAGGAGGGAACGAGGCCCAGGCCCGGGGGGGGACACGAAGCAGCGCCGCCGCCGCCAUGAACAACUCGGGGGCCGAUGAGAUCGGAAAGCUCUUUGUGGGUGGCCUUGACUGGAGCACAACGCAAGAAACACUGCGCAGCUACUUUUCCCAAUAUGGAGAAGUUGUAGACUGUGUUAUCAUGAAAGAUAAAACAACCAACCAGUCUCGAGGCUUUGGGUUUGUCAAAUUUAAAGAUCCCAAUUGUGUGGGAACAGUGCUGGCCAGCCGACCACAUACAUUAGAUGGCCGCAAUAUUGACCCAAAGCCAUGCACACCUCGGGGAAUGCAGCCAGAGAGAACUCGACCAAAGGAAGGAUGGCAGAAAGGUCCUAGGAGCGAUAACAAUAAAUCAAAUAAAAUUUUUGUUGGUGGGAUCCCUCACAAUUGCGGCGAGACGGAGCUCAGGGAAUACUUCAAGAAAUUUGGAGUGGUCACUGAAGUUGUCAUGAUCUAUGACGCAGAGAAGCAGAGGCCUCGAGGUUUUGGAUUUAUUACUUUCGAGGACGAACAAUCAGUGGACCAGGCUGUCAACAUGCAUUUUCACGACAUCAUGGGCAAAAAAGUGGAGGUAAAACGUGCAGAACCUCGAGAUAGCAAAAGCCAAGUCCCAGGACAGCCGGGUGCCAGCCAAUGGGGAAGCAGGCUCAUGCCAAAUGCUGCCAAUGGUUGGGCAGGUCAGCCUCCUCCUACCUGGCAACAGGGAUAUGGCCCACAAGGAAUGUGGGUGCCAGCAGGGCAAGCUAUUGGUGGGUAUGGACCGCCUCCUGCAGGAAGGGGAGCUCCACCUCCACCUCCUCCUUUUACCUCAUACAUCGUAUCCACGCCUCCAGGAGGGUUUCCCCCUCCCCAAGGCUUCCCACAGGGGUACGGUACCCCUCCUCAGUUCAGUUUUGGCUAUGGGCCUCCACCACCUCCACCUGAUCAAUUUGCCCCUCCGGGAGUGCCUCCUCCACCUGCCACUCCUGGGGCAGCGCCGCUAGCUUUCCCACCACCACCAUCUCAGGCAGCUCAGGACAUGAGCAAACCCCCAGCGGCCCAGCCCGAUUUCCCUUAUAGUCAGUAUGCAGGUUACGGACAGGACUUGAGUGGCUUUGGACAGGGUUUCUCAGAUCCCAGCCAGCAACCCCCCUCCUACGGAGGACCCUCGGUGCCCGGAUCAGGUGGCCCACCUGCAGGAGGAAGUGGUUUUGGACGAGGACAGAACCAUAACGUGCAAGGAUUUCACCCUUAUAGACGCUAGCCUGGGCUAGAAAUCAGGGAAUUCUGUCCACAAUGGGAUAUCUGGUACCAGCUGAAACCGGGAAUUCCAAACUUGUGAACUUGUGACAAUCACAUACUUGAUGGAGAACAACUUAAUAAACCAUUUGGGGGGUGGGUGGGGAGGUGGGGAGGGGGCGAAUGGCUUUUGAAGGCAAAGCUGUGGGUGUUUGGACUGCAGUUUUUAAAUAUAUUCCUUUCUCUAGCCCAUCAGCACAAAUAAAACAAAACGUCACUGGUUCAAACUACAGGGUUU
Gracilinanus agilis (Agile Gracile Mouse Opossum) is the source of this 1591-nucleotide messenger RNA. RefSeq names its product DAZ associated protein 1 (gene DAZAP1). Lineage: Eukaryota; Metazoa; Chordata; Mammalia; Didelphimorphia; Didelphidae. Gene Ontology annotation, molecular function: RNA binding. The record is from RefSeq and is a predicted model, not a curated record. The transcript is spliced from 12 exons. The coding region runs from base 95 to 1318 and encodes 407 amino acids. Gene Ontology annotation, cellular component: cytoplasm.